UCUUGAAUCAAAAUAAUUUAAAGUUCUUAUUUAUGUCAGAGGGCAAUAUGAAUGUUUUAUCAUGUUCCAUCAAUACACUAAUAAAAGAAGGGUUAUAUGAGAUAUCUGGUGUAGAAGUAGGCCAACAUUUCUAUGGCAAAUAGGGGGGUUCCAAGUCCAUGCGCAAGUCCUUAUUACUUCUUGGGUUGUAAUUGCUAUCUUAUUAGGUUCCGCAGCUCUAGCGGUUCGCAAUCCACAAACCAUUCCAACUGGCGGCCAAAACUUCUUUGAAUUUGUCCUUGAAUUCAUUCGAGAUGUGAGUCAAACCCAGAUUGAGAAGAAUACGGUCCAUGGGUUCCCUUAUUGGAACCCUGUUUUUAUUUAUUUUGUUUCUAACUGGUCAGGAGCCCUUUUACCGUGGAAAAUUAUCCAGUUACCUCAAGGGGAGUUAGCAGCACCAACGAAUGAUAUAAAUACGACGGUUGCUUUAGCUUUACUCACAUCAGUAGCAUAUUUUUAUGCGGGUCUUAGCAAAAAAGGAUUAGGGUAUUUCAGUAAAUACAUUCAACCAACUCCAAUUCUUUUACCCAUUAACAUCUUAGAAGAUUUUACAAACCCCUAUCACUGAGUUUUCGACUUUUCGGAAAUAUAUUAGCCGAUGAAUUAGUAGUUGUUGUUCUUGUUUCUUUAGUACCUUUAGUGGUUCCUAUACCUGUCAUGUUCCUUGGAUUAUUUACAAGCGGGAUUCAAGCUCUCAUUUUUGCCACUUUAGCUGCGGCUUAUAUAGGUGAAUCCAUGGAGGGUCAUCAUUAACUAUUUUUUUUUUUCAAAUUUAGGUUAGCCCAAUUAUCGAAUAGUUGGUUUACGUUAUGUAAGAAACACUUGUAUAUGUCAUAUUUGAUAUUGACUAGGUAUAUAUAAGUUAAAGAUCUAUAUAAUCUGCCCCACUAUUUUUGUGAAUUUCUAUUUAGAUAACGAUUCGAUUAUAAGUUCUUACUUUUUAUCUGUGAAUUGGCUGAAAAAAACGAUCAAAAAAAGAACGAAGAAUUAAAAGAAAAGAAUGGUUCACAAAAAAGAAACGGCAUAAAAAAGUCGUAUAUAUAUAUAUUAUGCAUUUUUCAAAAUCCCGUGGAUAGGAACUAAUAUCAAAGUAAUUCUUAUCAAGUUUUUGGUUAUUUGGCUGGAUGAAUCUUAGCGAUGACUUAAUUAUAAUUAAGUCCUAAGUCGUUGGAUGAUUGUAUCAUUAACUAUUUCUUUAUUUUGGUGUGAGGAACUUAUCAUGAAUCCACUGGUUUCUGCUGCUUCGGUUAUUGCUGCUGGGUUGGCUGUUGGGCUUGCUUCUAUUGGACCUGGGGUUGGUCAAGGUACAGCUGCGGGUCAAGCUGUCGAAGGUAUCGCGAGACAACCUGAGGCAGAAGGAAAAAUACGAGGUACUUUAUUGCUUAGUUUGGCUUUUAUGGAAGCUUUAACAAUUUAUGGCCUAGUUGUAGCAUUAGCGCUUUUAUUUGCGAAUCCUUUUGUUUAAUCCUAGAAAUAAAAAAUUAGGAAUUUUUUUUUCGUAGUUUUUUUAUUCUAUCAAGAUUUCACUCCUACAAUAUUCAUUGAGACAACAACCCUUGGGAAGGACUAAUUUGAGGAUGGGGAAUUAACACAUCGAUUCGCUUUCUUCCUUCCCCUUAUUCUUUUUAGUUUAAUGGAAAUUUUUUUUUAAGGAGUGUUGCGCAAAAAGGAGGUUUAGGUUUUUUAAAUUGAUAUAAAACUUGGUCUCAAAUUCUAGCUUAAUUUUAAUUAAGUCUCAUUAUUAUUAUUGAAAAUUAAAAAUUUUUGGAAAAUAAAUUUGUAAAUAGAAUAGGUUUUUGAUUCUGUUUAUAAAUAUCCAAAUAGGUAAAUUAAAUUAUAAAUUAUUAAACGAAAUUUUCUUUUUAUUCAAAAAAACAAAGAAUAAAAAAAAAAAAGGACAGAGUUCUUUUUUUUAUAGUUUAGCUAGAAGAGGAGAUUAUAUGAAAAUUUAACCGAUUCUUUCGUUUACUUGGGUCACUGGCCAUCCGCCGGGAGUUUCGGGUUUAAUACCGAUAUUUUAGCAACAAAUCCAAUAAAUCUAAGUGUAGUCUUCGGUGUAUUGAUCUUUUUUGGAAAGGGAGUGUUAAAUGAUUUAUUAGAUAACCGAAAGCAGAGGAUAUUAAAUACUAUUCGAAAUUCAGAAGAACUACGUGAAGGAGCUAUUCAACAAUUAGAAAACGCCCGAGCUCGCCUGCGUAAAGUAGAAAUGGAGGCGGAUCAGUUUCGCGUAAAUGGAUACUCUGAAAUCGAACGAGAAAAAGUAAAUUUGAUUAAUUCAACUUCUAGGACUUUGAAACAAUUAGAAAAUUACAAAAACGAAACCAUUCUUUUUGAGCAACAAAGAACAAUUAAUCAAGUCCGUGAACGGGUUUUCCAACAAGCUUUACAGGGAGCUAUAGGAACCCUAAAUAGUUGUUUGAGUAAUGAGUUACAUUUACGUACUAUUAAUGCAAAUAUUGGUAUGUUUGGUACGAUGAAAGAAAUUACUGAUUAGCUCUUUCCUUACGAUUAUGAUAGGCAUUAUUUUUUUUUUUCUUCCAAAAAAGAAUUAGGACAAUACUCAUGGUAACCAUUAAAGCCGAUGAAAUUAGUAAUAUUAUCCGUGAACGUAUUGAGCAAUAUAAUAGAGAAGUGACGAUUGUAAAUACCGGUACCGUACUUCAAGUGGGCGACGGCAUCGCUCGGAUUUAUGGUCUUGAUGAAGUAAUGGCAGGUGAAUUAGUAGAAUUUGAGGAGGGUACUAUAGGUAUUGCCCUUAAUUUAGAAUCAAAUAAUGUUGGUGUUGUAUUAAUGGGUGACGGUUUGAUGAUCCAAGAAGGAAGUUCAGUCAAAGCUACGGGAAAAAUUGCUCAGAUACCCGUGAGUGAGGCUUAUUUGGGGCGUGUUAUAAACGCCUUGGCUAACCCUAUUGAUGGUCGAGGUAAGAUUUCAGCUUCUGAAUCUCGGUUAAUUGAAUCUCCUGCCCCAGGUAUUAUUUCGAGACGUUCUGUAUAUGAGCCUCUUCAAACAGGACUUAUUGCUAUUGAUUCCAUGAUCCCUAUAGGACGCGGCCAGCGGGAAUUAAUUAUUGGUGACAGACAGACCGGUAAAACAGCAGUAGCCACAGAUACAAUUCUCAAUCAACAAGGUCAAAAUGUAAUAUGUGUUUAUGUGGCUAUUGGUCAAAAAGCUUCUUCCGUGGCUCAGGUAGUGACUAGUUUACAGGAACGAGGGGCAAUGGACUACACUAUUGUGGUAGCUGAAACGGCUGAUUCCCCAGCUACGUUACAAUACCUCGCGCCUUAUACAGGAGCAAAGCUACUCAGAAUCAAUUGGCAAGAGGUCAACGAUUGCGUGAGUUACUGAAACAAUCCCAAUCAGCCCCUCUCACAGUGGAAGAACAGAUAAUGACCAUUUAUACCGGAACAAAUGGUUAUCUGGAUGGAUUAGAAAUUGGACAAGUAAGAAAAUUUCUCGUUCAGCUACGCACUUAUUUAAAAA
This is a messenger RNA of Brassica napus (rape), 3519 nucleotides long. RefSeq names its product ATP synthase subunit alpha, chloroplastic-like. Gene Ontology annotation, biological process: proton transmembrane transport; proton motive force-driven ATP synthesis. Lineage: Eukaryota; Viridiplantae; Streptophyta; Magnoliopsida; Brassicales; Brassicaceae. Bases 2602 to 3384 code for a protein of 260 amino acids. The record is from RefSeq and is a predicted model, not a curated record. The transcript has 2 exons. Gene Ontology annotation, molecular function: proton-transporting ATP synthase activity, rotational mechanism; ATP binding; ADP binding.